CCUUCUUAUAGCUUCCAAAAGAGACCCAUUUCUCGCGUUCUCCAUUCGUAUUUCUCACAACGCAGAGACAGUAACUCUCUCAGACGAAGAGCAAGAAGAAAGAAGAAGAAAACACGAAAUAUGGCUUCAAGACCCAUUGUUCCACAACAAGCCAGAGGUGAGGCAGUCGUAGGAGGAGAAGUCAAGCAACAGAAGAAAGCCGGGGCUGCGGGUGAUGGAAGAAGCCGUCGUGCUCUAGGUGAUAUAGGCAAUCUCGUGACUGUUCGAGGAGUAGAGGGCAAGCCUCAGCCUCAGAUUUCUCGCCCCAUCACCAGGAGUUUUUGCGCUCAAUUACUCGCCAAUGCACAAGCUGCAGCAGCAGCUGAUAACAAGAAGAAACAGGUUUGUGCUAAUGUAGAUAAAGCGCCUGUUCCUGUUGACGGACCUCCGGUGGGUAAGAAACCAGUGGCCGCAAAGGCAGCUCAAAAGAAAGUCAAUGUUAAACCAAAACCCCAGGAGGUGAUUGAGAUUAGUCCGGAUACAGAAGAAGAAGUUAAGCUCAAUAACAAGGAAAAGGAAAAGGUUCACGUAAACGCAAAAAAGGAGAAAAAUGGGUCGUCUAAGAAGACUCUUAGUUCAGUACUUACUGCCAGAAGCAAGGCCGCUUGUGGUCUGGCUAACAAGCCGAAGGAAGAGGUCGUUGAUAUUGAUGCAAAAGAUGCUAACAAUGAUUUGGCUGGAGUUGAAUAUGUUGAGGACAUAUAUAAGUUCUACAAGCUAGUUGAGAAUGAAAACAGGCCACACAGCUAUAUGCAUUCACAGACUGAUAUUAAUGAGAAGAUGAGAGCCAUCCUGGUCGACUGGUUGAUUGAUGUUCAUCAAAAGUUUGAGCUUUCUCCUGAGACUCUGUAUCUUACCAUCAGCAUAAUUGAUCGGUUCCUUGCUGUGAAGAAUGUGCCCAGGAGGGAAUUACAGUUGUUAGGCAUGGGAGCCAUGCUUAUAGCUUCUAAGUACGAAGAAAUCUGGGCCCCUGAGGUCAAUGAUUUGGUAUGCAUUUCAGACAGAGCUUACUCUCAUCAACAGGUUUUACUAAUGGAGAAAGCUAUACUGGGCAAACUUGAAUGGACCUUGACAGUGCCUACACAUUACGUCUUUCUUGCUCGCUUCAUCAAGGCUUCAAUUUCUGAUCAGCAAAUGGAGAACAUGGUAUAUUUUCUUGCUGAGUUGGGGCUGAUGAAUUAUGAUACCUUAAUCUUCUGCCCAUCAAUGGUUGCUGCUUCGGCAGUCUAUGCCGCUCGCUGUACACUGAACAAGAGCCCUGUUUGGACAGAGACACUUAAGCUUCAUACUGGUUACUCAGAAGCACAAGUGAUGGAUUGUGCUAAGCUACUAGUGUACUAUCACUCGAAAAUUGCAGAAGGCAGACUUCAAGUUGUAUACAGAAAGUACUCAAAUUCUCAGCGAGGGGGCGUUGCACUGAUUCCACCGGCUAAAAGUCUCUUGUCUGGUGAUGCUUCAGCUGGUGCAGGGAAAAACACAGCUUAAUUCAGUGCUUUACUGGAAUUCAAUCGCUUGUGUAACAAAGUAUUAUUGUGACUGUAUGUAACUGGAAAGUUGCAAAGCUGAUUCUUUUGUUUGAAAUAUGUUUGUUGUUCAACUGAUUGAUUGAAUUUAUUCCCGAAUUACAACAGAAAUUGUCAAUUUUAUGACA
Messenger RNA from Mangifera indica (mango), 1690 nucleotides. RefSeq names its product G2/mitotic-specific cyclin S13-7-like. The record is from RefSeq and is a predicted model, not a curated record. Gene Ontology annotation, biological process: mitotic cell cycle phase transition; regulation of cyclin-dependent protein serine/threonine kinase activity. Bases 121 to 1524 code for a protein of 467 amino acids. NCBI's taxonomy places the organism in Eukaryota, Viridiplantae, Streptophyta, Magnoliopsida, Sapindales, Anacardiaceae. Gene Ontology annotation, cellular component: nucleus; cytoplasm; centrosome. Gene Ontology annotation, molecular function: cyclin-dependent protein serine/threonine kinase regulator activity. The transcript has 6 exons.